Molecule: messenger RNA, 753 nt
Organism: Metarhizium brunneum ARSEF 3297
Lineage: Eukaryota; Fungi; Ascomycota; Sordariomycetes; Hypocreales; Clavicipitaceae
Source: RefSeq, a predicted model, not a curated record
AUGAAAGGCCUGAAAUUUCGUCUGAUGAUCAAGAUACUAUCCUGGAGCUUCUUUGCAAGUGAGCAGGUCAGAGUCCGCGAUGGUUUCUCCGCUGACUUCAUCAAUAGUUUGCUGAGUCCCAUUGGCCAACAUAGAAGGACACAUAUCAAGCCUUCGAGAGGCAAGAGAGCGGCAAAACUUGAAGCGAAAGUCUCAAAGCAGGAUGUCCUUCCUUCGGUGACAAAUAUUCCCAGGCCCCCAAAGCCUGUACUAUGCAAUCAUGUCGACAUAGGAUUCAAUGCAAUUACUAGAGGAUUCGAAUCAAUGUCUGGUUCAAAGUCCACGGGGAAACCUGAACCGGACAGCUCAAGGCGACCCUAUUCCAUGGUUUUCGUUACUCGAGGCAAUCAGUCUGCUACUUUCAACUGCCAUUUCCCAAAGAUGGUUGCUGCUUCGUCACAUAAGCUUGACCCCCAGCACAACAUCAGAUUGAUUGGCUUCUCCAAACCUUGUUCAGAUAGGUUGAGUUCUUGUUUAGGGAUCGCCAGAGUAUCCGCUCUUGCUAUCACCAGAGAUGCCCCAGGAGCAGAUGCUCUUUGGGCGUUUGUCAAAGAGCAUGUACCGACGAUUCAUGCUGAGUGGUUGAACGGCAAAAAUGAUCCUCAUUACCGACCGACUCAAAUAAGCUCGGUGGAGACUGUAGUUGGUGCCAAGAAACUGAAAAUUACGCAGGCUGCUAGACUUCUUAGAUCUGAAAAGGAAGAGCAUGAGUAG